Lates calcarifer (barramundi perch) is the source of this 1314-nucleotide messenger RNA. RefSeq lists its product as uncharacterized. The record is from RefSeq and is a predicted model, not a curated record. The transcript is spliced from 5 exons. NCBI's taxonomy places the organism in Eukaryota, Metazoa, Chordata, Actinopteri, Centropomidae. Bases 460 to 1182 code for a protein of 240 amino acids.
GGGCAGGUGCAGUGACUUCCUGGACCUGGAUUUCUCUGUGCUAAGCUCAGCUAACCAGUAUAUUUGCCCCACAUGCCAAAUAUAUGGCAAAAAAUUAUGUGGCUUGAUUAGCUAACAACUCCCAUCAAAUAAAAACUACAUUUGACCAUUAGCUUGCAGCUCGUAGCAAACUCAGCAGGUGGUGUGAGUUUGCUCUAACUUCGUAAACGUAAAGUUCCGGUCCUUGAUUGUGAUUGGCUGAGCCGGGUUUGAACCCAUUGUAAAGCUUACUCAAAACGCACACUUGUGACCACCUGUCGCUUCACUGGAGAAAUACCUCUCGUUACCGCCGCCUGUUCCACCGCCUUUUAUCUCCACCCAAAGCGGAAGAACUACAUCAUCUAUCUAUGGGAUCACUGGAUUUCACCUGAACCCGAGACAGGAGAGGACCGAUUGUCCUUGUGAGUUUUCACAGAGUAGAUGCACACCAACAGAGAAAUGGCCAUACCCAGGAUGUUAAACUCCAACACACCAUUUGUCAUUGUCACCGGAGGAUCUGAACUCUCGUUUCCUGGCAAAGAGGACAACAGCCAAGGCUGUGAGGAGGAAAAAGACUCACUGGUCCAAGCCAUUGCUCCCCAUCUGAGUCGGGUGAUGCAGCAUGGCACUGCCAAACAUGUGGUCACAGAGGGGCCUGAGGUGUCCGAGGAGAAUGCCUGUGUCUCCAUAGUCGCACAGGCUGAGAGAGAAGACUUCCAGGAGUUCAGUCCUACCAGCACACAGUGCCCCUACCCAAGACCUCAGCUGCUCAAAAAACUCAGGUCUCUUGGUAAGGAAUCUCCCCUCAUGAGUGACACAGAGGAUGAGGACUUUGACGUCGCCACCAAACUCCCGUGCUACCACCUGCAGAGAAAACAGCGCAGGAAAACCAAAACGAGACAGAGCCAGGAGGAAGGGGAAGAACCUCCCAUUAUCCGCGGCCUGUGGGUGCAGGAGAUCGACUGGUUGAAAUCAGCAGAUGCAGAGACGACGUCAUCCGCUGAGAUCAUCCCGCCUCCUCCUCAGUUUACUGACUCAGUCUCGUGCUCCUGCAGCCAUGGAGACCUGCACUCCUACAGAUCUGAUGAAGGCUGCAGCUCUGCAGAUGUAUGUGACUGUGUCAGAGAAUUUAGAGGAUGUGUCACCAUCAGAGGACCAAUCUAGAUCAAUAGAAACACGAGAGAACACAUCCAGCACUGAUGACAGAGGAGGCUCUGACUCUGAUUGUGGUCUGGAGCAGGACUCUGAAUCUAUUUGCACUCAUGAAAGUGACUCAGAGUCAUCCUGCUGUGCAGA